This is a messenger RNA of Cyclopterus lumpus (lumpfish), 2397 nucleotides long. It is a transcript of the gene fscn2b, whose product is annotated as fascin actin-bundling protein 2b, retinal. Gene Ontology annotation, molecular function: actin filament binding; protein-macromolecule adaptor activity. The coding region runs from base 319 to 1782 and encodes 487 amino acids. Gene Ontology annotation, biological process: establishment or maintenance of cell polarity; actin filament bundle assembly; cell migration. The record is from RefSeq and is a predicted model, not a curated record. Gene Ontology annotation, cellular component: actin cytoskeleton; cytoplasm. The transcript is spliced from 6 exons. NCBI's taxonomy places the organism in Eukaryota, Metazoa, Chordata, Actinopteri, Perciformes, Cyclopteridae.
GGAAGCCACAAAACCACAGUAAGUAAAUUAAGAGGCUGGAGCAGGAACAUGUAUAAUGAAGCCAUGGGCGGGGGAAGGAAUUUGUGGUCUCUGGAGAGCUUUUUAUACUGUACCUUAAUGAAUUGAUUUCCUGUCUUUAAGACUUUCUCAUUUCAUCAUUCUCCAUGACUUCAUCCCCUCCCGUAUUCCUCACCUCUUUAAACAACUUUUUUAAGGUAUAGCCCUCGCUUCAGCAUCCCAGGUCGGGUCUAUUGACCUAUCCUUUUUCCCUAACUGGUCUCGCCCCUUGUUCUCCUUUCCCUGAAUCCACAGGUGAAGAUGCCUGCUAACGGGAACCGCCCCUUGAAGUUGCAGUUUGGUCUAAUCAACCAUGAGGGUCGCUACCUCACUGCUGAGGCCUUUGGCUUCAAGGUGAAUGCGUCAGCUCCGAGCUUGAAGAAGAAGCAGAUAUGGACCCUAGAGCAGGACUCCCAGGUGGUCUACUUGCGUAGCCACCUGGGACGCUACCUGGCCUCGGACAAGGACGGCAAAGUCACCUGUGAGGCUGAUGGACAAAAUUCUGACUGCCGAUUUCUCAUCGUGGCUCAAUCAGAUGGUCGUUGGGCCCUGCAGUCUGAGCAGCACCUCCGCUUCUUUGGUGGCUCUCGGGACUACCUGUCCUGCUUUGCCCAGGUAAUCACAGAUGCCGAGCUGUGGGCAGUGCACCUGGCUCUGCACCCGCAGGCCAACCUGCUGUCUGUGGCCCGCAAGCGUUACGCCCACCUCUCCAUGGAGGACGGGGAAAUCGCUGUGGAUAUGAACAUUCCCUGGGGUGUGGCAGCGCUCCUGACACUUGUCUACCUGGAUGGGAAGUACUGCCUUAAGACCUGCGACAGCCGCUUCCUCAGCAAUGAUGGGAAGCUCUUGAUGCAGAGUAGCCGGGCCACAGCGUACACGCUGGAGCUGAAGUGUGGGAAGCUGGCCUUUAAAGACUGUGAGGGGAAGUAUUUGUGUCCCAUGGGGCCUACUGGCACCCUCAGGUCUGGACGGUGCUCCAAGCCGGGCAAAGAUGAACUGUUUGACCUAGAGGAGAGCCACCCACAGGUGGUUCUGAUGGCCGUCAACGGGCGAUAUGUCUCCAUAAGACAGGGAGUAAGCCUUGCGGCCAAUCAGGAAGAUGAGACGGACAUGGAGACGUUUCAGAUGGAGAUCGACAAGGAAACCAGAAAGUGUACGUUGCGCACUAGCCAAGGGAACUACUGGGAUCUGGUGGCCCACGGAGGCAUCCAGAUUACAGCCUCUGAAGUGUCAGCAAACACCAUGUUUUCAGUGGAGUGGCUUGGCCACAAGGUGGCACUAAAGGCUAACAAUGGAAAAUACAUCUGCACCAAGAAGAAUGGCCAACUACUGGCUGUCAGUGACUCCAUAGGCGAGGACGAACAGCUCACUUUGAAGCUGAUCAACCGACCCAUGCUGAUCCUGAGAGGAGAGAAUGGAUUCAUCUGCCACCACAAGAACUCCAACUUGCUGGACGGCAGCAGAUCGGUCUACGACAUUUUCACCCUGCAAUUCAGUAAUGGGGCGUACCACAUCAAAGGCGUGGACGGUCGCUUCUGGUACGUGAACGGCGCCGGACUGGUGUGCUCGGACGGCGAGGCCCCUGAGGAUUUCACCCUGGAGCUCCUGGAGCACGGUCGCCUCGCCAUCCGUGACAAGAAGGGCAGAUACCUGCGUGGAGACCAGGGAGGCACGCUGAAGGGAGAUGGACUCGGCCUGAGCAGCUCGGCCCUGUGGGAGUAUUAGCACAAGCCAGUAUUAGUCGGAACGCUGACUCCUCUCAUCACAACGGAUGUUUUUUAUCUGGAGGUGAAAGACAGCCACUCAUCAGAGACCAGUUACAGCCUGUCCUGACUUCAUCCCACUUUUCUUCACCUCCUUGUCACAAAGAGGUCACAGCAGAUAAUUGCUUCAUACGACAGAAGAAAGUGCGAGACGAACUGACGGUAUACCAAGAUAAGUCUCGAGUGAACAGCAGAAAGUUAGUGUGAAUGAGCAUUCAAGUUUUUUGUGGUUUUUUUUCUUCAAUAAUGACGUGUAGAUCCCUCAAUGUCCUUGAACCCCUCAGAUGCAAACCCCAUCUUUUCUUGGCAUCAUCUUUCUCCUCUUCUACCACUCGUGACAGCUAUUACGCGAGUGACGGCAAGGCAACAAAGUGGUAAUACAGGUGUGUGAUGAUGACACUCCUCCAGUCUCAGGUGCCACUUGAGACGGACAUGGUCACCAUUACAAGUAAGGUCACCUUUUUAGAAGUGAUGAGCAUGUCUGAGGAUGUUCCUUAGGAGAGAAGAACGAGUGGGUUUCUAGACUGUAACCAACACUCAUGUUUAUGGUAUAGCAUUAUUAAUAGGAAGCCACUGG